AUGGCCGUUGCAAUCCCGAGCACGAAGAGACGGAAACUGUCAGAAGUACAACUUGAAGAUGUGCCAAACUGGAUUCGUGAGCAAAUGUGCGACUUGGAGUAUGAUGAAGAUGUCGCAAACAAGGUGGUAGAUGCACUGUCCGUUUUUCCAAGAAAGGUGCUGACAGAAAUGUCGUAUGAAAACAUAGCACUCGUUUUGACAGAAGCCCAGAUCGACGAGAGCGUUGUGCGACCAGUAGCAAUGGGUCUGUCCAACCGCAUUCAGAAGGGCAUUACCCAACCACAACCCGUUCAGAGCGAUGUUCCCGAGAAUGUCAAGGCCUUCGCACGAGCUUUGGAUGAUGCAGAGCUGGAAGGGCAAAUCCUGAAAACGGAAACGGGCAGUUUCAAGUUAGAACAGAACUCUGAAAUUUGGGACGAAAAGCAGUUCUACGUGCGGGACUGCUACAAAGAGAUUGCCGACAUCAUGUUGAAGAAAAAACCUCAUAGGAUGUCUUUGCUGGGCUCGUCUGGGAUCGGCAAGUCCAAUUUUAUGGUAUAUUUAAUCUGGCGUCGCUUCCAAGACAGUGAGCUUAAAGACUUCCCAGUUUUUCUGCACCAGAGGGACAUCAUCCAUCGGUUUCAGAAGGGCGAAGAGCCAAAGAAGGUCGAUGCCGAUACUUUGUAUUCAGCCUCUGCACAAGCUUUGUAUAUCAUGGAUGCCGACAUUGAUGUGGAACAUGGGGUCUUUUGCCAGUCUUUGUGGAUUACCUCUGCGCGGAGGCCCGAGACAGCGGCUUCCAACACGGAACAUUUCAAGCAAGCCGAGCGCUUUUCUGGGCAGUUCUAUAUGCCACCAUGGACGUUGACGGAGAUGCUGAGUGCAGAGGUCAUGGCCUUACACAAGCUGAAUGAGGAGGUUGUCAAGGAACGCUUCGGCAUCUUUGGUGGCACUGCGAGGCUUGUUUUGGAGAGGGACGAGACAAGGGCAGGCGUCGACCGAAGAAGGCUCGUAGAGGCCGUGCAGUCAGCAGAUGCGCUGCAAUGCCUUAAAGUAUCGUCUGACAUGAAAGCCAUAAGCAAGACGACGCACUUGCUGGUGAAGAUGAUGCCAUGGCCAAACUUCAGCUGGUUUGAUGUGCAGUUGUCGUCUCCCUAUGUUCGGCAAGAGCUGGUGAAGCGAAACAGAGCAAAACGAGCCCAAGCUCUUUGGGAUCGUAUUGAUGAUGGGAUGAUUACGGGCAUCGGUUUUGCAUUGUUUGAGGAAGAGUUCCACCAGUUCAUGCAGGACAAGUCCAUCGGCAAGUUCAAGCUCCGAGCCAGAUGCUUGACAGCUGAGGGGAAGGGGUCUGAUACAACACAGGAACUCCAAGGUGGUCUUGAAGGAGUGCUGAUUUCGGGCAAUCCCGCAGCAGACAUCAAGGAUGGCGAAUACUACCAGCCGCAGAGCAAAAACUUUCCUGCCUUUGACUCAUGGACCUCACAGGGCGUUUUUCAGCUGACGAUUGCCGAUACACAUGACAUCACCUUCAAUGACAGUGGCAAGGCAAUGGACGUGACGAAGACGCAGGCGUAUAAGAUUGUGGAUGCACUUUGCAAGAAGCAUGACAGCAAAGCCAAAUUCUUCUUUGUCGUUCCGCAGUUUCAGUUUGAUAAGUGGAAGACUGUGCAGACAGUGAAACAGCCAGAGAUGGCUGAGAAGAUUGAGCAAUGGGUUGUCUGCUUUGAACAGAACCUUCCGAAGUGA
Molecule: messenger RNA, 1725 nt
Organism: Cladocopium goreaui
Lineage: Eukaryota; Dinophyceae; Suessiales; Symbiodiniaceae
Source: the annotation of a GenBank genome assembly